AUGCGUUCGCUUAUAAGGCUGGUGGCUGCCGUCCUGCUGCUCUCCGUUAUAUCCUGCGAGGCACUGCCACUACACCCAUCCCACGACAUUGGGCUUCAAAAAGAUUCCCAACCGGGCCACUCGUUGGUUGGAGACGAAGCUGCUUUGGCGUGGAAGAAGGUUUUAUGCCAGCUCAUGCACCCUGGUGACAGCACACACCAGACAGAAGCCACUGUCAGAGAAGAAAUCGCUGCUGAAACGAACCAAAACGACGACCAAAUGGUGUGUUAUACCCCCCUCCGUUGCUCUCUCUCUCUCCCAUCCAGCCGCAUCAAGAAGACAGUUUCGGGUGUGAUCUUGAAAACCGAACCCGAGAUGCAGGGGGCAGAGGGCAAACCUGUCAGCUGGAAUAUACAACCGAGCCAUACGCCGUCGGUAUCUCCCUCGCAGACAUCCGGGUACUCUCCGGACGCAUCGGGGGUCAUCGCAAACUCCCGCGUCUACGACAUCCUCCCAGACGAACUUAAUGGAUACGCUGGCAGCGGCCCAGACUGUACCCACAUAGCAAAGGACUUCAGCAGCAUAAACCAGGGUCGCGGCCGUAUUGAAUUCCUAACGCCAGGAAUAAUAGUCACAGGCGUGGUCAUACUGCUCCUGGUCACCAUUGCAUUCUUCGAUUUCAUGCAGUGGAUUCACCUCUACCGCCGACGGUCAAAAUCACGCCGCAGGUCAUCCCUGGCCAUCCUUAUCAUUGGCGACAAGCCAGGCCAUGACCUCACAUUCUGCGAUGAAGACGAGUACCACAGUCGGAAAGACAUGAAUGUAUGA
This is a messenger RNA of Trichophyton benhamiae CBS 112371, 807 nucleotides long. RefSeq lists its product as uncharacterized. The record is from RefSeq and is a predicted model, not a curated record. Bases 1 to 807 code for a protein of 268 amino acids. The transcript has 2 exons. Lineage: Eukaryota; Fungi; Ascomycota; Eurotiomycetes; Onygenales; Arthrodermataceae.